AUAGAGGCUACUACGCCUAAUGCGUCCGAAACCACCGCCUCCAUGACUGAUUCCGAUUCCGAUGAGGGUUAUCGCACCCCCAAGCUAAAACCCCAGGUUAUCCACUAUGGACUUAAGGAACCAACACCGCCGCCGUUCGCAGUUGACGAGAAGGAGCAGUCGACCGACGCCGAAGAUGCGAAAUCUACAGGAGAGGGACCAUCGCCGGGAUCCCGUAAGCGCCUGCAGAAAACCUCCACACAUGCCUCGGCGGAAGGCAACUCGGCGCUGAUUCGAAAUUUAGAGCCCAACCGUCCGGAUCUUGCUGAAUAUGAGAGAACUCACUCCUUCAAGCUAGAAAAUCUUGUCGACUUUGAUUACAAGCCGGGGUCGAAAGGGAAAACUUUCCAAAACCCGGCGACGACCGACUCGACCGGGCAACCGACGAUCCAAACGACGGCUCCAACGACGGCCCAAUCUGAUCACGAAAAAGGGUUGAACGAGGCCGCAUCGCGUGCCCUUGAAAUGCUUCAGCCGGACGCGCCGCUCCCGCCUCAGGACAGCUUCUUCAACUCGAAGCCGCGGUCUCCCACGCUUCCGCUGCCGAGUAGCCCGGUGGAACCGAAACCCGACUCGCCGUUCAGCUGGAAUAAGCUCAUCAUUCCACCAUCGGAGGGCCCCACUCGGAAUACUCUCCCAGCGCUCCAUCCGCCGACCGCGAACGCCAACUCCCCGGAGAAUCACACCAGUCUGCCGUCGCUCCAGACCACGCUGUAUCGGAUGGGCGUUCCCCCAGAGCCGCCCGGUCCGACCAAUCGGACAUCGCCCUACCCCCUUCCCCCGGUCACCACGUCUCCCCCACAGAGACCGCGGAAUGACUUUACGUGGGAGUCCCAACGCCCGGGGCCGUUUCCCCCGCCGCAGAUCCCACCGAGCCCGUAUUCGCACAUGUCCCCGGCGAGUACGAAAGAUUUAUCCGCCGUAUCUUCGCCCGCUUCCCAGGCUCCCUACUGGCGCCCGCCCCUUAAAUCCGACAUCCACUAUCUGACCUCCCCGUACGAUACGGCCAGCCCGGUAGGUAAGAGUCCAACCGGGCACUACCCAACCCCGGUUGAUCCCACGCCACCGGCGGGAGGAUGCGAACGGAUGCCGUUCAGCCCCGCGAAUCCGUCGCCCAACGGGGUAGUCCCUACCGGUUCAUAUAAAUGCCGCCAUCCUGGAUGCACAGCUCCCCCUUUCCAAACACAAUACCUAUUAAACUCUCACGCAAACGUCCAUUCUCAAGACCGUCCCCACUUCUGUCCCGUAGACGGAUGCUCUCGGGGCGUGGGUGGAAAAGGAUUCAAACGCAAAAACGAAAUGAUCCGGCAUGGCCUGGUUCAUAAUUCGCCCGGAUACGUGUGUCCGUUUUGUCCCGACCAGCAACAUAAGUACCCACGACCAGAUAAUCUCCAGCGACACGUACGGGUUCACCACGUGGACAAGAGUCGAGAUGACCCGGCGUUACACAGUGUCCUUUCCCUCAGACCCGAAGGUAGCACCCGUGGACGGCGACGACGAGCUCACGGGUAGUAUUUUUUCCCUUCUAUCUUGCUUUAAUAUUCUUUUUUUUCUUGCAUAUACGCAGCGUAGCAUUGCCUGUUUAUUUUUUUUCCCUUUCCUUCUUUCUUCCUUGCUUUUCUUUCUCUUUUUCGAUGGCUUUCUCGGCCUAGUCGAGAAUAACGCGGCCACCUUUAUAUGUGCAUCAUGACUCACUCUUUCCCCCUUCUCUUCUUUUUCUUCUUGGAUUGAUCGAUUUGUCUUUCAUCAAUGAUACCAGCUGCUAGAGUUACGAGAUAUCACUGUCAUUCGCUCCUGUUCUGUUUGUGUUUUUGAUUCUGUUUCGCAUAUAACACGAGUUCUCAUCCCAUUUUGCCAGAAAUGGGUGGAGUGUGGGGGUUGUAUAAGAUUGCGGUUGCGGCGUUCAUUCGGU
Molecule: messenger RNA, 1951 nt
Organism: Aspergillus campestris IBT 28561
Lineage: Eukaryota; Fungi; Ascomycota; Eurotiomycetes; Eurotiales; Aspergillaceae
Exons: 3
Coding region: 43-1551 (502 amino acids)
Biological process (GO): regulation of transcription by RNA polymerase II
Cellular component (GO): nucleus
Source: RefSeq, a predicted model, not a curated record